AUGUCGUUCGUCAUCCGCAGAGCCGUGUCAACCCUGGUACCUCCAAAGGUCGCCAACCCAGCGGGUCUUGCGGCUGCCACGAAUGCCGUUCGCAUGGCAAACAUCGCCAAAUUUUACGAGAAAUUACCCAAAGGGCCAGCACCUGAACGAGCACCGGCUGGACCGCUAGGCUGGUAUCAAGCGAAAUACUUCGGAAAGAACCCCUCUGCAGCUCCCAUCUGGCACGUCAUUUUCGGACUCGUGGCUAUGGGAUACAGCAUGGAAUACUAUUUCCACCUGAGACAUCACAAGAACAACGCUCACUGA
Cladophialophora carrionii CBS 160.54 is the source of this 306-nucleotide messenger RNA. RefSeq lists its product as uncharacterized. The coding region runs from base 1 to 306 and encodes 101 amino acids. The transcript is spliced from 5 exons. Gene Ontology annotation, biological process: proton motive force-driven ATP synthesis. The record is from RefSeq and is a predicted model, not a curated record. Lineage: Eukaryota; Fungi; Ascomycota; Eurotiomycetes; Chaetothyriales; Herpotrichiellaceae.